AUGGCCAAUGCAACGGCUUGCCCGGAUCUGCCGCCUCUUCCGGCCUACACCCUUACUCUCCGUGAGCCCCUGAUCGCUCCGAUUCCCGACAGUGCCCUCGGCCAAAUCAGUACUAUAGUAGCAUACUGGACGGUGUCCUUGAUAUUUCACUGGAUUGACGUCAACGACUACUUUCCCCAGUACCGUUUGCAUACUCCUGCUGAGAUUUUAAAACGGAAUCGUGUCACGCGACGGGAAGUUGUUCGGGAUGUUGUUGUGCAACAAUUGAUCCAACUUGCAUGUGGCAUUACGUUAGGAUAUUUUGAUAAACCUCAAUAUGCGGGGAAGGAUGAAUACAAUAUUGCGCUCUGGGCUCGGCGACUGCGAGUCAUGCAGCAUAUGAUCCCUUCUGCCUUUGCUGUGAUCGGAAUUGAUGCUCUUGCAUUGGCCAAGGAACUGUCAUCGUAUCCGAUAGUGGCUGCUGCAAUUUCUGGUGGCAGAUAUUCAUGGUUGACGCAAAACGUGCCAACUGCUGCUGGAGCAUCCGUGGCUGUGCCUGCGUUUGCUAUUUGGGAAAUGAAUGUAGCCCAUGCCAUUUACUGGUAUCUGGUACCGACUUUCCAAUUCGUCCUGGCGGCGUUUAUCAUGGACACAUUUCAAUACUUUUACCACCGCGCACUGCACCUGAACAAAUGGCUGUACACAACCAUCCAUUCUCGCCAUCAUCGCCUAUACGUACCGUAUGCCUUUGGCGCCCUAUACAACCAUCCGUUCGAAAGUCUCCUCGAUACUGCUUCAGGCGGCAUCGCAUUUCUCAUGACGAGAAUGACCACUCGCCAGGGAAUUUGGUUUUUCACAUGCUCAACAAUCAAAACGGUUGAUGAUCAUUGCGGCUAUGCCUUCCCGUUUGAUAUACUCCAACAUUUCACCUCCAACAAUGCUGCCUAUCAUGACAUCCAUCAUCAAAGCUGGGGUAUUAAAACCAAUUUCUCUCAGCCUUUUUUCACCAUUUGGGACCGGCUCCUGAAUACCAGUUGGACAGGUGACGUCACUCUUCGAUAUGAGCGGUCACGUACUGCGGCGCAGAAAUUAAUCGACGACGAAAAUGAGAAGCGGGCAUCUGUCGAUGCUCGAGAGGACGCAGCACCUAUUUAG
Messenger RNA from Histoplasma mississippiense, 1134 nucleotides. RefSeq lists its product as hypothetical. Gene Ontology annotation, molecular function: oxidoreductase activity; iron ion binding. Gene Ontology annotation, biological process: lipid biosynthetic process. The record is from RefSeq and is a predicted model, not a curated record. Lineage: Eukaryota; Fungi; Ascomycota; Eurotiomycetes; Onygenales; Ajellomycetaceae. The transcript has 2 exons. The coding region runs from base 1 to 1134 and encodes 377 amino acids.